Colletotrichum acutatum is the source of this 711-nucleotide messenger RNA. RefSeq lists its product as uncharacterized. The record is from RefSeq and is a predicted model, not a curated record. The transcript has 2 exons. Lineage: Eukaryota; Fungi; Ascomycota; Sordariomycetes; Glomerellales; Glomerellaceae. The annotation marks the transcript as partial.
GAGCCGCAGAACCGCUACUUCGACCCUUCCAACGCGACCCUCUCCACCACCGGCGGCGGUCCCGGCAAGAAGCCAGGCGAUGAGAAUAAUGUCAAUUUGGGCAAAACCCUUCGCAUCCUCCAAGACCACCUACCUCGGGUCCUCCAGUCCCCGCUCCCGCAAGAGAUCCUCGCCCCCAACAUCUCGCUCCACCUCUUCCCGACAACGCACCCGCACCUCCCGACCGUCUCCGGCCGCGUCGCCUACACCGCCGCCCUCUGGACCUCGCCCAUUGCCUGGAACCGCCUGCCGCUGGUCGGGAACGUCCGCCUGUCCAUCAUCUCGGAGCGCGUGACGAAGCAGCCCCUCCAUUUUGCGCCGUUACACCCUGGCGCUGUGCCUGAACAGCUGGUCGUCAGGUGGUGCGCGUCCGGCAAGAAGAAUGGCGGAGGGGUCGGCGGCGCCGCGGCAUCACCUUCGUCUGGCGCUGCGACGUCGGAAGGAGAGGGCGUGAGGGCGGAAGACGGCGGGGAUAAAGCGUUUACGGGGCUUUUCGUGUUCCAGUUUGAUGCCGAGGGCAGGAUAUUGAGCCAUACGAUCGAAACGGUACAAGAGGGUGGCGAUUGGGAGAAGGGCGUCGGCGCCAAGGUCGUCGGGCUGACGGAUUGGCUCCUUGGUGGGAUGCGGAGGCAAGGAGACAACCCCAGCCCUGCGUUUGAGGGUCUCGGCAAG